AUGCUGAACACGGUCCGUUUCCAUUUCGGCCAUCUGUAUCAGCUCUUUGACGAGGAGGACUUUACCCGUAAUUUGGACGAGUUCUAUCAUAAUGCAUCCGCAAAAGUCCAGGAAUCUCGGCUGUGGUACGUGCAGUUUCUCGUCGUGCUGGCCUUCGGAGAAGCACUGUUGGCGCCUGUGCGAAGGGCAUCAAACACUGCUUCAUGGACAAAGUACUUCUCCCGAGCGAUGUCACUGUUACCAGAUACCACGGCGCUCUGGCAGGAUCCUCUUCUAGCAAUUGAGGUUCUGGCGCUAAUUGCGCUGUACCUUCACUCGGUGGACAUGCGGGACUCGGCCUAUUGCUAUAUCGGUCAUGCCAUGCGUGUGGCUCUGGUGGAAGGUUUGCACCGUGCUCUUCCAGUCGAGCAACUUGGAGAGAAGCGCGUCCAACGGUGUACUAAGAUCUGGUGGACGGUAUACAUUCUCGACCGCAAGUUCUCUUCAUUGAUCGGGUCGCCGGCCUCGGUGAAUGAUGAGGAUGUGACCACCGUCCUGUGGGACCCGAAGAGCUCCUCUGAAGAGACAGCAGCCUUGAGCCUUCAUGUCAGGAUCACACAGGUUAUCACGCGGGUGUUGAAUACGGUGUACAGCGCAAACGGGAAGUUGGGCGGUGCCUUCCUUCACGGAAUACGCUCCAUACUGCAUGAGAUGACCGAACUGUCGCGGGAAUUGGAGGAGGUUUUUGCUCAUCGAUUCUCGAGUUCGGUGGAUACUCUUUCUGGCGUGACCACUCGGUUGACACUUUCAUGUCAUUCGUGCAUCAUUGUCACCGCUCGUCCACUCAUCCUAAGUUUGCUCUGGGAACGACUAAGCUGCUUCGAAGACGGCGACGUCUUCCGAAGUCUCUCCUCCCCCGUUCGAACCCUGAUCCAAGCGUGUAUCGAUUCAGCACUCAGAUCACUGAAGAUACUAACGGCCCUGCGAGACCAGAAUCUCCUUGAAAGUUUUCUCCCCUUCGACCUCGAGAACCUCUUCUCGUCCUUUUUUAUCCUCUCAUUGAUCUCCGCCGUCUUGCCGGGCACACUACCAGACCAGAGCUUCCGAGAUAUGGCCUUCAGUCUGUUAGACGAGAUGAUCGCCCGGGGAAACCGAGUCGCUCAACUUCGCAGAUCGGAGAUUGAGCUUCUCGAAGAGUUGGUGCAACCACUUAUACGGCCAGAGACCACUCGCCCCGAAGAGGAUCCGGGACUUCCUCUUAUUGGGACGACUAACGAAAGAGGUUUUGUGGCUCAAGAGCAGCACCGCGGACUGGGUCCGGAUGCAGAAGGCCUCGGUCCGACUCCUGCAGCCACAGUGACAGUGGUACAAGAGGAGGAGCUUCUGUUCGACUGGCGGGAUUUCGGACUAUCUUUGAACCAUAUGCUCUCGGCAACGGAUGAGCUGAACGCGAACAGCUUGGUUCCUGGGGCAGAGGACGAGGAGCUACCGGCUGACAUAUGGCUGUGGGGUGAUGGCUAG
Messenger RNA from Aspergillus fischeri NRRL 181, 1500 nucleotides. RefSeq names its product putative C6 transcription factor. The transcript has 5 exons. Bases 1 to 1500 code for a protein of 499 amino acids. Gene Ontology annotation, biological process: DNA-templated transcription. NCBI's taxonomy places the organism in Eukaryota, Fungi, Ascomycota, Eurotiomycetes, Eurotiales, Aspergillaceae. The record is from RefSeq and is a predicted model, not a curated record. Gene Ontology annotation, molecular function: DNA binding; zinc ion binding.